UCUUGGAUAGCCCAACUUUUCGUUGUUCUGUAAAUGGUGUAACGACAUUCUGGAAUAUCGCUGUCCGUUUCUGGAAAGGUGCCAACGGCAAAAAGGUAACCAACCCCCUGGUGGUUUGCCUGAACCUGACCGGAUGCGAGACCGAGGAAACCGGUCAAGCGAGGGUCCGGUUCCAGUUCGGAGUUUGGGACGCCACCAUCAAACACUGGGAGUGUUGUCCCAUCUCCAGCGUGGUGCUCAACCUCCAGAACACCAAAGAACUCCUCUCUGUCGGUUACAAGAGCUUAGGCAUCUUGGACAGGCACAUCGAUAGCAAUAAGGACAUUAAGAUUAUGGUCAAGAUUCAGAUUAUUCAGAGCGACGAAGAGGUCCACAGUUUGUCGCAGGAUAUGGCGAGGCUGAUGACGUGCGAAGAGAACAAAGAUACCGUGGUAGAGUGCUACUGCGAUUCGGAGAAUAAAGAGAAUAGACAGAAUCCGAUCAGGGUGCACAGUUGGAUAGUGAGGACUAGGAGCGAGAAGCUUGCCAAGAGAUUGGACGAAAGUAGCGAUGAAAAUAACAAAAAUAUGAAGUACACAUUAGCCUUACCUGAAUACUCUUACGGAGUUGUUUGUGAACUUAUUCGGUAUAUCUACACUGACAAAGUUGACUGUGCGGACAAGUAUGCUGCCAAAUUACUGCCAAUUAGUACAAUUUACACUUUACAAGGAUUGAAGGGUCUCUGUGAACGUCAUCUCAUUGAAAGUUUAACUCCAAGCAACGUGGCCAACAUCCUUUUACUGGCCGAUCAAUGCAGAUGUGAAAACCUUUAGAAAGCUGCAUUGCAUUACUGUGAAGACUCUGAACAAAU
Sitophilus oryzae (rice weevil) is the source of this 850-nucleotide messenger RNA. Its product is annotated as speckle-type POZ protein-like. Bases 333 to 812 code for a protein of 159 amino acids. Gene Ontology annotation, molecular function: ubiquitin protein ligase binding. The transcript is spliced from 5 exons. Gene Ontology annotation, biological process: regulation of proteolysis; proteasome-mediated ubiquitin-dependent protein catabolic process. The record is from RefSeq and is a predicted model, not a curated record. Lineage: Eukaryota; Metazoa; Arthropoda; Insecta; Coleoptera; Curculionidae. Gene Ontology annotation, cellular component: nucleus; cytoplasm.